UGUGUAUGUGACGCGUUCCGCGCGCAGCCAUGAUAACUGCAUUUGUUGAAAACAUGGACACCAGAUCUCGUCAUUUUACUCUGUUUUACAUCGUUUUUCUCACUCUUACGUGCCAUUUCGCGCAAGGAGAGGACACUCUCGACUGCCCUGCAGAUGGACGCACGUGGUUGCCGUUCAACGGAGACUGCUAUCACUUCGUCCAUGGAAAAGAGGAUGUCGCCAAAAGCUACACCCUUCAAGAUGCAAAAUACAUGUGCAGAGGAUUUGAUCUCUUGACAGUAAAAAGCGCCAAGGAAAAUGACUUCAUCAUUACGUACAGUCCUUCUGUAUGGAAGGAUAAAAUGAGAGUCUGGCUUGGAAUGUCCUACGACAGCGAUGAAGAUGUCUUUAGGUGGAAUGAUGAUAACAGCGUGUUGGGCUUUAGUAACUGGGAGGACGGUGGCAAUGAUGACACUGAUCUGCCCUUAAUGGACACGUGUGUCGUUCUUCACUCCAACACAGGGAGAUGGGAAAACGUCAGCUGUAUGGAUGAACCUGAGAACGGAGUAGUGUGUAAGACGAAGGGAGUCUGGAUAAGCCGACCAAAGGGCAAUCCUCUUCUGUCAGCUCUGGUUAUCCUCAGCGUGGUGCUGAUCCUGGUCGUUUCUGCGGUGGUUUGGUUCUUUCACCAAAGAAACAACAGUGGUUCAUCCCUCCUAAACCUGAUCGAGUACCACCCGCCCUUCAGAUCCCCUUCCAGCGAUCAGGCCUGCUUGGUAGAAGCUGAAGAAGUCGAAGUGGUACCUUAGUGAUUUUCAUCCGUGCCCAGGUUACAUAAGAGAUUGUGAACUUUUCCCUUUUCACUGGUUCCUCAGCGACGAUCCACGCAGAACAAAACGAGGCAGUCGCAACUCAAAUGAUCUCUUUUUCUGGGGUGGAAUUGAGGACUGUUGCAGGGAAAUACGGUCUGUCUGAAUGCCGUGUGUGAAAUAAAUGUAAAACAGUUGCUGGGGUUUUAUUACACAGGAAAAUUAAGCACAUUGAUCUUUCCUUCUUAAAGACUCAACUGUUUAGUGACACUAUUUGCUUUACUAAUAUUUCCUCUGAGCUGCAUCAUGACGCUUUCUUGAGAUUAGUUUCAUUGUGUCCUUAAAGCUAAUCAUGUCCACAGGCUGAAAAGCUAAAAGUCAGAAAUGAAUCUAAAUUUUAUUUUCUUUGUAUCUCUUUCUCUCUCUCUGUAUGUGUGUGUGUGUGUGUGUUAUAAUUUGGUUAUGUGCUCUUGUGUGUGUGUUUAAAUAUAAUCAUACUCAGAUAAAAUUUAGUCAGAAAAAUAGUAAUAUAUAUAUUGCUCUGCUCUCAUCUUCUGUUAUUUUUUCUGAGAAAUAAUUGAUAAUUAAUUGAAAUUGACAAUUGAUUGCAGCUCUUUUCCAUAAAAUAUUUCAUAGUGACCACUAUCAAGCACCAAAACGCUGUAUAUGCUGCCAUAUAUUUUUGUGCACUAUAAUUUGAUUUGUUUGAAAAACAGAGUGAAGUUUUAAGUCCAGUUUUCAAGUCCAGUUUAAUCUUGUCCUUAUUGUAGCUCCUGAAGCUUUGGGAUCAUGUGGUAAUGUUUUAUGUGCCAAAUUUGCAUCCAUUUCUGUUCCGUUGUGAGAUUUACAAAAAUGGGAAGUUCUGUCAGAUUUCUUCCUGGCAUUAGGACCAGUAUUUAUUUUCUGGCUUUCUUAGAUUAAAGGGUUAAAAUUCUGUGUUUGUCACUGCUAGCACUGUAUAAGCAACUCAAGUUUUUUUUAGGAUAUGAAUAAUGAAUGAUGAUUGCCAAUCACUAUUUUAUAAAUGUUGUUGUAAUUGUUUUUUGUUUUUCUGUUUGGGUUUGCCACUAACAGUCUUCUGUAUCUAUAUUGUGAAUGAAUCCAAUUGUGUAAACAUUGAUUAAGGCUUUAUUAUCCAUACAUGAGCAAGCCAUUUCUCAAAGAGAAACUAAUCAAGUGUUGGUCUUUCAAAACGAAUAAAGAUUCGUCAAACA
Messenger RNA from Labeo rohita (rohu), 2002 nucleotides. It is a transcript of the gene cd302, whose product is annotated as CD302 molecule. Bases 30 to 788 code for a protein of 252 amino acids. Lineage: Eukaryota; Metazoa; Chordata; Actinopteri; Cypriniformes; Cyprinidae. The transcript has 6 exons. Gene Ontology annotation, molecular function: signaling receptor activity. The record is from RefSeq and is a predicted model, not a curated record.